This is a messenger RNA of Haliotis rufescens (red abalone), 2583 nucleotides long. RefSeq lists its product as uncharacterized. Bases 177 to 1490 code for a protein of 437 amino acids. The transcript has 4 exons. The record is from RefSeq and is a predicted model, not a curated record. Gene Ontology annotation, cellular component: membrane. Lineage: Eukaryota; Metazoa; Mollusca; Gastropoda; Lepetellida; Haliotidae. Gene Ontology annotation, biological process: sensory perception of taste.
UGAAGAAUACUUCUGACAGUGUCUGCUGGGAUUGGUGAAACUUCAACAAAGACAAGCACAAUACAAAUCCAUCUAAAUGAGACUGUUGUAUUGUGGUGUAGUGUUCUGCUGAUGCUAGUAGUGACGCUUGCUGGUUGGUGAGGCUGAGAGGCAUUGAUCAAAUUGAUACGGACUGUAUGGAAGUGUUGCACAUCUGCCUUCGACCUGAACAUAGCUGGCUUUUCUCUGCACAGGCGUCAAACAUGAAAGUUGAAACCAUCACACAAUCUGGUGUUCACAUCACUGGUAAUCAAAAGCUGAGCCGGACCCCUUUCACAUCCAUUGAGGACAAACUACAACCAAUUUUAAUGUCUAUGAAAAUAUUUGGGAUUUACUUUGAUCCAACACAGGCCAAAAACAAAGUGGAACCAUCGGAAACAUAUACGUCCCAGGAAAAACCACCAAGACUGUGGCGCUCCAUCAACCGUCUAUACUGUUAUACGGUUCUCCUCUUACUGUGGUUCAACGUUGGCCGAUGUGCAAUUGGGGUGUUCCCUCUUAACGAGGGUUUGCCCCUAAGGAUAAUUUUAAUGACAUGGAUGUUGCUUUGCGCACUAAACGCUACUAUCGUGAUCACUGCAUGCCAGAAACUAACACACCUUCGCUGUUUCUACAAGCAUUGGGAUUCCUUGUUCCAGUGCCCUGUUACAGAUAGCUUGGGCUGUGGCUUUUUAUUUUCACGACAUUAUUGCAGAGUUGGUACAGCAGCUGGCUGGUUUGUAAGUCUUGUUAACAUUGCUGCUCUCUGCGUCUUCAUGUUUGGCAAUUUACCCCUGUCACCUGUUUACAUCACAACUUUUGCCCGACCAUUCCCAGAGUCACAAUUGGUGGUCAUCUUCAGCGUUGUCCUGCACGUGUUUCAAUCGGGGGCAUGGAUUUUCCCGAUUAUAUUUAUGAGCAUAACUUCUCGAGUCAUACGAGCACAGUUCUUUCGGUUCGGACAGGUCCUCUCAAAGCAAAUCGAGCAAGCAGACGGACACAUCCCUCAUCAACUGCCAGAACUGAGGUUUCGCUACACACAACUGUGCCAGGCUGUGGAUAUCAUCAAUAGAAGCUACAAAUGGCUCCUUGGAACGUGUUUCAUUCUGAAUAUCUUUCUGGCCUGUUUUGUGUCCUAUGAGAUAAUCAACGGCCCGUUGGACACUUUUGUCAUCACAGUUAAUGUAUUCUGGCUUGGAGGUAGUGUUGUGUGCAUCCUUGUGUUAGCAAUAAGCAGCUCCGAUGUUCAUGAUGCAGCUCAUUCUCUUCUGGAUGACAUAUUCAGCAUCGGAACACGGGAUGCUUCUGUGGAGCAGCUGGGACAGCUUAACCUGUUUGUGUCGAAAUUGACAGGCACAUCCAUUGGGUUCACAGCUAUUGACUUCUUCGUCAUCACUAAAGAGUUCUUACUGACUCUGGGUGGACUGUUCAUGACCUAUUUCUUCCUCCUGCUCCAGUUCAAGAUAGCCUGAUUCACCGAGUACACACAGAAGUGAUGAUGGCACCUGCCUUGUGAUCCCAAUGUAUAAAUGAAUGAGAUUCUAUGAAAAUGUUUGCAUGGGCUUUGAAUUUUUGAAAGGCACAAGGUGUUGAAUUUCUCGCAAUGCUUGACGAGGUUUUACUUGUAGAACAAAUACGAAAAUGUAAUGUGGGGCAAUUCUAGCCUGAAAAAAAGGAACAGAUUGCGCGCAUUCCUUCUUGAUCAGCCAGACCCGUAAAAAUAAUGAGAUGGUCCAUAGCUGUGUUGUCCGUGUUUCACACAUGCGUAUCUCCGCAUGUUCAACCUCAGUAGCUUCAGAGAUCAGGAACCGCAGUCUUGCAUUCUUUGUUUGUUGCUUAAAAACGUCGCAUUCUUUGUUUGUUGCUUAACGUCGCAUUCAGCUGCAGUGUUUAAUUGUUUGUUUGUUGUUUAUUGCCAUAGUGUUGCAGCAAGGAAUGUAGUGCCCUUGAUGCUGUGAAUCACUGGCGACGUAAAUAAGUAUCAUGUGUCUUUGUUUUCACACUGGUCCGACACUUGUUGUCAUGAAACGCACAAUCAUCCGCCAAAGAUGCUGGGCACAACCUGAGAGUUUCUCUACGUUAACAUACAUAGGCAUUUGGUUCCACGAGUUUAAGUUUAAUGAAAGAAAGGUAAGAUACAAUUUCUUUAUUCUUUAACUUUGCUAUGCACUACCUAUCCAUGUGUGGAUCAUCCAUCAUAUUUCCACCAACAUAGAGAAAGAGGAGUUGAGCACCAUUUAACUGUCAGUCAAGUCUAGAUGCAACAGGCUCGGGGCAUGCUCUGUACACCAACAUGAGGACAGGGGAGCAGAUGAGGAUGUGGGGCACAUUUUAUGGUUUAGAUAUAGUUUGAACCAAAUAGCUUGAGUAGGUCGAAAUACAAGAACAAUUUAGUUCAAUCUCUUCUUAUUUACGUGACAUUCAGUGCCUUGGGUCUGUCCGUUUAGUGUCAAAGGUAAACGGUAAUUCAGUUUCAAAUGCAAGAUGUUUAACAUUUUUGAAGUGACAUGUACCAUUUGUUAGGUCUGUCCCCUCCUUUCGUGUGUUUUCAUUGGGCAGACACAG